UCACGUAUUCAUCCAAAACUUUUAUAUAUUUUAUUAGAUCACGUGACUCUGUAAAGUUUGAGUUUCGUUUAACCUAGCAAAAUUUGCAACCGACAUUUUAAUUCAAGGACACGUCGCUCGCUGAGAGUAGGGUUAUCGUGAAAUGGGUUGGAAAGCAGCUGAGAAGCUCAUUAGGCAUUGGAAAGUUGUGAGAGGGGAUAAUGUUAUGAUUAUAAGGGGCAAAGAUAAGGGCGAGACCGGGGUUAUUAAGCGUGUUGUUCGCUCUCAGAAUCGUGUCAUUGUUGAAGGCAAAAAUCUGGUAAAGAAGCAUAUCAAGCAAGGGCAAGGUCAUGAAGGGGGUAUCUUUACAGUUGAAGCCCCGCUUCAUGCCUCCAAUGUGCAAGUUCUUGAUCCAGUCACAGGGAAGCCUUGCAAGGUUGGAACUAAGUAUCUUGAAGAUGGUACCAAAGUCAGAGUGUCCAGGGGAAUAGGAGCUUCUGGCUCCAUUAUUCCUCGUCCUGAAAUCCUAAAAAUUAGAACUACACCAAGACCUUCCGUCGCUGGUCCCAAAGAUACUCCAAUGGAGCAUGUGUAUGAGAAGACAUACGAUGCUAAAACAGGAAGGGGCAUGCCUGAACUUUAAGUAAGGAGAUAGAUCAAUUUAGUACCAUAUCUAAUUAGAUAUUUGCUAUCUCAAUGAGCAUGGUAUGGUAUCAAUUUUGUCACAUCAUGGAUCGGUUUAAUAAAUCUCAUUCAGAUUUAUGUGGGAGUUAUCAAUCACUUGUUCUUUUACUUAAUAUAUUACAUCAAUAAUAGCUAGCAAAAUAUUGAUAUUUUGUUGUUGCCUCUUAUCAAUUUAUUCUAGUUUCCUAGGUGCUAAUGAUGGUCAUUUCACUCUGAACUUGUAAAUUCUUAAAAUGAGUAAGAAAUUAUGCUUAUACUUGAUAACAACUUUUUGUGGCUCUAGUAAUUUUUUAUAUGAUGUGGAGUACCUGUUAAUCGGCAACAUAUGUGUCUAAAGGGUCCAAAUCUUUUAUUUAAAUAAGCUUGUAUUAUUUUAUACGAGUCAAUCUAUAUGUCUUCUUCUAUUAGUUUGAAACUCUUUCAACCAGCAUGUUACAACCACAUGAAGCUGGUAAAAUAAUCUUUUGUGGAGGAUUGAAGGCGGUAUUUAAAAAAGCAUAUCGGAAGUCUAAACCCUAAUACUUGAGUGUUGGAGUGCUAACUUUGCAAGUCCAUUUCACGUGUCAUAUUGGAAAGUUCUCGUAGUCGAUUCAGUUUAGCUCACUCUUUCAUAUCUACCAUCUCAGGUCCAAUAUGGAACAAUGACAUCAUGUGUGAGAAUCAACUUUUGAUUCUUAGGAAUUUCUACGAUUAAAUCCUUCUGAUAUCGAAGACGAUGAUGAUCUGCGAUCCAAUUGCCAGAAUCACUAGAGGUUCAUCAACCUCUGAAUCAUCCUUUCACCUCACCUUCUCUUCGAUCAACAAUGGAUCAAAGAGUAAGAGAAAAAUGUUUCACACAAGGCUUUUUAAGAUCGCUGGUGGCAACAAGAAGGAAGGGAGAAGAUAUACCUAUCUUAUGGUUUCGAGAUAUCGAAAAGGUGAACGGGAUUUCCAAUGUGAUGCUUCCAUUGGUUGUGACAACCAUUAAAGCUAGCCAUUUUGAGUUAGGGAUUUAUUGACGACAUGAGUUCUUGUGAUGUUGUGUACACCAUUGUCUUUAUAAAACUAGGGUUACGAGAUCAAGAUAUCAUGCCAUAGAAUGAUUCCUCCACUCACCCUUGCGAAGCCGGAGAAUU
Vicia villosa (hairy vetch) is the source of this 1778-nucleotide messenger RNA. RefSeq lists its product as uncharacterized. Lineage: Eukaryota; Viridiplantae; Streptophyta; Magnoliopsida; Fabales; Fabaceae. The transcript has 6 exons. Gene Ontology annotation, biological process: translation. The record is from RefSeq and is a predicted model, not a curated record. Bases 143 to 622 code for a protein of 159 amino acids. Gene Ontology annotation, cellular component: mitochondrion; ribosome. Gene Ontology annotation, molecular function: RNA binding; structural constituent of ribosome.